Molecule: messenger RNA, 474 nt
Organism: Camellia sinensis
Lineage: Eukaryota; Viridiplantae; Streptophyta; Magnoliopsida; Ericales; Theaceae
Source: RefSeq, a predicted model, not a curated record
AUGCCUCAGGAUGAUGCUCUCAUUAUCGAGUUACGAGUAAAUAAGUUUGCCAUUAAGCGUAUUCUGGUCGAUCAAGGAAGCACAUCUAAAAUAAUGUAUUACAAAACGUUCCUCAAGCUCAGCCUCAAGGAUGCAGAUCUCAUGCCGACUGAUUACCCUCUUUUCACCUUUAAUGCCAAACCAGAAUACCCUAUGGGUAAGAUCGUAUUACUAGUGCAUGUAGGCACCAAGACGCUAGAAGUUGAAUUCCUAGUCGUCAAGCUUUCAUCACCCUAUAAUAUGGUCAUGGGUCAAACAUGGCUCCACGCAAUGAAGGUCCUACCGAGUACUUACCAUAAGCUCUUUCGUUAUCUAACUCAGUGUGGCAUUGAGCAAAUCUAUGGUUCACAGAGGUCAACAAAUGAUUAUUAUCUCACAGCCUUGGUGAAGAAGUCAAAGGAUCUGGAAGUGAAUUCAAUUACAGUUUCGGACUAG